AUGGAAGAAAUCAGGCGUGCAGCGGAGAGCCAGGGAGCAAGCAAGCAGGAAGAGAUCAAACGUAGGCUGUCCUGGGCAAACGACAUCAUCUUUCUGAUCCUCCUCCGCCUUCCAACCAGAUCCAUCUUCCGGUUCAGGUGGGUCUCCAAGCAAUUCUAUUCCAUAAUCUCGGACUCGUCCUUCAUCUAUUCCCUUGCUCUCAGAGCCACAAGUUCUCUUGUCAUCCAACCCAAAGAAGACACACACAAAGAUACCAUUGAUCUGUAUCUUAUCAACAGCAACAACACGAGUGAAUCUACUUGGAUAACCUUACAGAAACCUGUCAAGUCUGAAUUUUCCCUGCUUGCUUGUUGUGAUGGCUUGUUAUGUUUUCGAGCAUGGCAGUACUAUGUUUGCAAUCCUCACACGAAAGAGUGGAUCAGCGUGCCGUACACAAAUUAUCCCGAGUCUAAUAGUACUAAGAUGAGUGACCCACUGGAAGGUUCUCGCAUUGCUCCAAGAAUACAACCUAGGUUGGGAGCUUUUUGCAUUGCUCCAAGAAUACAACCUAGGUAUCUAUGUGGCUUCUACUUCCACCCAUCGACCGGAGAGUACAGACUGCUGGCGAGGGUGUGUGGAGUUGGAUUUGAGGUGCAUACUUUGGGAACAUAUUCAUGGAGAGUAAUCAAUGCUUCUACUUACCAUCCUACAUCCUGUACGGUGGAUCAUUCACUGGCACUGCAUGACAACUUGCAUUGGGUGGGAACCGAAGGGAUUAUUGUGUUCAAUAUGGAUUCUGAGGAAUUCAGUCAGAUGGCGUACCCUGCCGAGUGCAAUGUCUGGUAUCAAAAUCAUAUAGUGAUUACGGCACAGUGUCUAGGUCUAUGCAGAGUUAUGCCACAAACAAGGUUGGAGAUAUGGAUCCUAAAGGACUGUGCUAGAAAGCAUUGGAUCAAACAGUAUACAAUCUCUAUGCACGGUUUCAUGAACUACAGCAUUAGACGUCCAAUUACUCUAAGUGAAGAAGAAAUUUUGCUUUUGUGCCGUGACUAUAGAGAACAUCAAGACAGUCUGAUCUUCUACAAUGCUAAAUGCAAUGCACUCAAGAAAUUUGACAUUGAAGGUUUGGUUGAUUGGAGGAGUUGCAAAACUUUUGGUAUGCCCUUUACCGCGGAGUUUUGA
This is a messenger RNA of Elaeis guineensis (African oil palm), 1161 nucleotides long. The record is from RefSeq and is a predicted model, not a curated record. NCBI's taxonomy places the organism in Eukaryota, Viridiplantae, Streptophyta, Magnoliopsida, Arecales, Arecaceae.